AUGGCCAAUAUUUCAAUCAGCGCGCCAGGGUUGAGUAGCGGUGGCUUCCUCUAUAAUAAUGGCAACAACAAUGCGCGACUAUGUAUCACCGCGGAAUCAGAAGAGUUCGACAUGGACGUCAUCAAGAGCUGGCAGGACGAAGGAUUUGACGUGGUAUACCUUCCCUACAACGGCGGCGGGAAAGACUACGGCCGAAGACUUCAGUCCGUAAAGGAUGGUCUGGGUGUCGGUGAAAACUACGGAGUAGUUGCUUUCGGCGACGCCGCCAACUACUGUCUCGAUUUCUAUAUUAAUUCUGUGAACGCGAGUCGGCUGUGCGCGCUCGUGGCCUACUACCCCAGCCUCAUCCCAGAUACCAGAUCGCGGUUCCCACUUUCCCUGCAGGUCGUCGUUCAUUUGGCGGGUGAGAGUGUGGACGUCCUCGUUCAGCCGGUGGCGCUUGGACUACAGGGAAAGAAGCGCCGUCAGUCGCGGCCCAUCAACGCUGGCAUCGGAACGGGAGAGCGAUUGGAUCUGGCGUAUCCGGCAUUCACCUAUGACAAUGCUGUGCCCGGUUUCGCGGAGUCCGACUUGGAGGAAUAUGAUCAUCUCUCGGCGAACCUGGCAUGGACGCGAACCUUGAAGGUCUUGCGAAAGGGAUACUCACGCGAUCCGGAUUUGGAGCGUCGAGUGGAAGACCAUGUUGAGGGCAAGUUCUUUUCGUCCAACACCAGAAAGGCCAUGGACGGCUACAUCCGAGACAAGACCCCAAGCGUCACCUAUACCCCGACAAUCAGCGGUGGAAUCGGCAAGAAGGCAUUGAACCACUUCUAUGAACACUUCUUCAUCGGAAAGCUGCCUCCGUCGAUGCGCCUGCGCCUCCUCUCCCGCACAACAGGACCCGAUCGCGUGGUCGACGAACUAUACGUCAGCUACGAACACACCCAAGAAGUCCCAUGGAUGCUUCCGGGAGUUCCAGCAACGAACCAACGCAUUGAGAUCAUCCUCGUCAGCAUCGUCAGCCUCCGCGGAGGACGCAUCUACUCCGAACACGUAUACUGGGACCAGGCCAGUGUGCUCGUGCAAGUCGGACUUCUAGACCCGAAGUUACUUCCGAAUGGAGUCCAAGGCGUCGAUCGACUCCCCGUUGUUGGCCGUGAGGCCGCACGACGUAUCCUCCACGAAGACAACGAGCUCGAGCAACAAGAUUACCACAACAAGAUGAUCAAGCGGGCUCGUGCACGUGCGCGCCGGAACCAGAAUAUGAGCUCCCGUGCUUCGCAGGCGGAUGAGUCGGGAGCUGAUUUGAAGAGCGAUGCCGAGCAGACCUUGCCUGAUCGCAGUCGUAAUAAGGGGAAGACGGUUCAGACGCCCCGGCCUGUGGAGCAGGAGGAUGAGGGCGCUGAGACGGAGACUGAGUCGAGUGUGAAGGGAAAGGCGGAGAACGGGGAUCGGUCGGCGUAUGUUGAGGAUGGUGCGGAAAAUGGUGGAAAUGGAACGGAGUCUUGA
This is a messenger RNA of Penicillium olsonii, 1488 nucleotides long. The record is from the annotation of a GenBank genome assembly. NCBI's taxonomy places the organism in Eukaryota, Fungi, Ascomycota, Eurotiomycetes, Eurotiales, Aspergillaceae.